AUGGCUACGCCGCCUGUCCGACAGUGGGGGGUCACACCCCCGAUCUCGACCGUCCUGCCGACUAAAGAUGAGAUUGCGGCAAACGACGAUCUUAUUGCCGAACUCAAGGCUCAAAACAACUUUGAGCAACCGACUGAAACAGAGCGAAGGCAACAAGUCUUGCAGCUGCUCCAGCGCGUCACAGUUGAAUUUGUUCAAAACGUGAGUCGCAAGAAGGGAAUGUCUGCGGCUGCGGUUGAAGCUUCUGGUGGUAAAAUUUUCACAUAUGGAAGUUACAGACUUGGUGUUUAUGGACCUGGAUCCGAUAUCGAUACCUUGGUCGUUGCACCAAAGCAUGUUCUGAUUGAUGAUUUCUUUUCCGACUUCCCUAUAAUUCUGGAAAGAAUGGCUUCGGAAGGAGCAAUUGAAAAAAUGACACCUGUGCCCGACGCGUUCGUUCCAAUUAUCAAGCUUGAACUGUGUGGAAUCAGUAUCGAUCUGAUCUUUGCUCGCCUUGUUAUUCCUGCAAUCCCGAUGAAUCUGGAUUUGAAAAACAAUGAUUAUCUCAGAGGAUUGGAUGAACGAGAGGUGCGGUCGCUGAAUGGAACUCGUGUUACAGAUGAAAUAUUGGAGCUUGUUCCCCAGCAAAAGACGUUCCGUCUCGCGUUGCGUGCAAUCAAGCUUUGGGCUCAGCGACGAGCAAUAUACUCAAAUAUUGUUGGUUUCCCAGGUGGUGUUGCAUGGGCGAUGCUGGUGGCUCGGGUCUGUCAGUUGUAUCCGCAAGCAACUGGCUCUGUCAUCGUGGGAAAGUUCUUCAGGAUCAUGAACAAGUGGAACUGGCCCCAGCCUGUUUUACUGAAACAGAUCGAAGACGGUCCCCUCCAAAUGAAAGUGUGGAAUCCAAAGAUUUACCAUGGCGAUCGAUUCCACCUCAUGCCCAUCAUCACCCCUGCAUACCCAUCGAUGUGUGCGACUCACAACAUAAGUCUGUCCACCAAGGCUGUUAUUCUUCGGGAACUACAACGCGGAGGUGACAUGGUAGACAAGAUCUUCUUGAAGCAGCUGUCGUGGGAGGACCUGUUUGCUCGGCACACAUUCUUCACAAACGACUACAAAUACUACCUCAGUAUCACCGCCUCUAGCAAAACCAAGGAGGCUGAGGGUGUUUGGUCGGGUCUUGUCGAGUCCAAGCUCCGUCAUCUCGUCGGCGCACUGGACCGCAAAGCAAUUGUUGCAAUCGCCCAUCCUUUCCCGAAGGGAUUUGAACGAACUCAUUUUGUCACCAAUGAACAAGAAAUGGAAGCAGUCAAGAAUGGUUCUACCCAGCAUGUGGCUAAAGGCACAAAAACUGAGAUGACCGAUGAAACCAAAGAUGCCGCCCACCAAGCUGCAAUUCAGAACACUCUUGAAAAUGCGGAGGUUCCGGAGCCGGCUCAGACCAAGAUUGUUGAAAAUGACGGUCUGACCGUCUAUACAACAACGUAUUACAUCGGCCUAGAGUUGAAACCCUUGGAGCCAGGUCAAUCGCGAUCUCUGGAUAUCUCGACCGACUCGCAGAUCUUCAAGUCGACAUGUACGUCAUGGACAGGGUUCCAGGAAGACGUCAUGGAAUUAGCUGUAACCCACGUUCGCAAUUUCGAUUUGCCGGAGGAUGUCUUCCAACCUGGUGAGAGCAGACCAUCUCGGCCCAAGAAGAAGGUUGUCAAGAGAUCAGAAACGGCUGGCCAGAAACGCAGCAUCGGCGAGUUGGACGGUUCAACCGAAGGAGCUGCGAAACGCCAAGUGACCUCUGCUACCCCCGCCUGA
Messenger RNA from Penicillium soppii, 1785 nucleotides. Its product is annotated as polynucleotide adenylyltransferase. Gene Ontology annotation, molecular function: poly(A) RNA polymerase activity; RNA binding. Gene Ontology annotation, cellular component: nucleus. The transcript has 8 exons. The coding region runs from base 1 to 1785 and encodes 594 amino acids. The record is from RefSeq and is a predicted model, not a curated record. Lineage: Eukaryota; Fungi; Ascomycota; Eurotiomycetes; Eurotiales; Aspergillaceae.